Molecule: messenger RNA, 1345 nt
Organism: Drosophila elegans
Lineage: Eukaryota; Metazoa; Arthropoda; Insecta; Diptera; Drosophilidae
Product: retinol dehydrogenase 13-like
Exons: 5
Coding region: 76-1089 (337 amino acids)
Molecular function (GO): oxidoreductase activity
Source: RefSeq, a predicted model, not a curated record
CGGAUUGGCUUGCAUUCGCUGAGAGAUCCCACAACUGAAACUACUGCACAAUAAAUAACACUAUACACAAACAAAAUGGCUAUUCCGACUUACUGUUUGGUGGCCAACAUCAUUUUUUGGCCCGCUUUUCUUGUCGGAGCUGUGUAUUUUCUGAGGAAAUAUAUGCAGGGCGGUCAGUUCACCAAGAAGACCGAUGAAACCGGCAAAGUAUUCAUUGUCACCGGUGCCAACACGGGAAUCGGCAAGGAGACGGCUCUGGAGUUUGCCAGGCGGGGAGGAACCGUCUAUAUGGCUUGCCGGGACAUGAACAGGUGUGAAACUGCCCGCCAGGAUAUCAUCAGGGAGACGAAUAACCCCAACAUAUUCGGCCGACAAUUGGAUUUGAGUUCGCAGGAAUCCAUUCGUAAAUUUGCUGCAGAAUUCAAACAGGAGCAGGACAAGCUCCAUGUCCUGGUCAACAAUGCUGGCGUGAUGCGCGGCCCCAAGAUGUUAACCAAGGACGGUGUCGAAAUGCAGUUGGGUGUAAACCACAUCGGCCACUUCUUGCUGACCAACUUGUUGCUCGACGUGCUUAAGAAAUCGGCUCCAAGUCGCAUUGUCGUCCUGUCCAGCAUCGCCCAUACGCUAGGUGCUAUCAACGUGGCUGACCUGAACAGCGAGAAAUCCUAUGACGAGGGUCGGGCCUACAACCAGAGUAAGUUGGCCACCGUGCUGUUUACCCGGGAAUUGGCCAAGCGCUUGGAGGGCAGUGGCGUCACGGUCAACGCCCUGCAUCCUGGUCUUGUGGACACGGGGCUGGCGCGGAACUGGGCCUUCUUCCAGACCAUCUUUGGGAAAUAUCUCAUCCAGCCAUUGUUUUGGCCGUUCCUGAAGACACCUAAAAGUGGAGCACAGACCUCCAUCUAUGCUGCCCUGGAUCCGGAGUUGGAGAAGGUCACUGGCUUGUACUUUAGCGACUGCAAGCCCAAGGACGUGGCUCCUGCAGCCUUGGAUGAUGCGAUGGGGAAGUUCCUGUGGACUGAGAGUGAGAAAUUCACGGGCUUGGAUAAACCAACAGUGCCAUCCUUUUUGGACUCUGAUAAAGCUUAACCGUAAAGCUUAAAGUAGCAAUCCGAGAAUGAGACUACUGAUCUCGAAGAAAAUGUGAAGAAACCAAAGCGAAAACUCAGCCAACCGAGAACGGGACUCCUGUGGAGCAUCCAACGUCCGAGCAAUGCACUAACGAUUGUAAAUGUAAAGAAGGUUGAGUAGGCUUAGAACAAGCGGUUUAUUUAAUUGUAACACUAGCAGUUUUUUCUCGAAUAGGUAUUAAAUUAUUAAUAAAUACAUAACUUCACAGCUUUCA